AUGCACCGGACAGUCACCUCGAGGAAGGUCAAGGAUCCGGAUCACCUCUGCACUUGCGCUUUCUUCAUUCACUCUCUUGGCAAUCUAUUUUGCGUGAUAAGUCUUAUCCUUGGAGGUAUUGUAUUUGGCAUCAGUCUGACAACAAUCCUCACGCACAGUGAGGUAUCCCGAGUCUUUGAUGCCACCAUCUACUAUUAUGGUGUGUACGUCCUCCUCUUCGCCGGUCUCUGUACUGCCUGUCUGGCGUUGUUUGGCAUCUGUGGAAUGUCCGCCGACAAUAGGUUUCUCCUAAUAACGCUUUUUAUCGGCGCUCUGAUUGUCGCUAUACUAGUGAUUGUCGCUCUCGUCUUCAUCCUCUUCUUUCCCUAUCCCUCCGAGCAGGUCAUCAAGGAUGCUAUGCUGCGCAACCUAAAGGAGAGCUAUGGAUCUUCUGCCCUGAGCACAUACGUUUGGGACUAUAUGCAGAGCUAUUUGCAAUGCUGUGCUGUCGAGAACAGCGGCUGGAGCGCUUACCUCAACUCUGAAUGGUUCAAUACUACUAAUGAAAUGCCUUACCUGAACGCACGCAUAAUAUCUGAUCCAGUGGACACCAGCCGAACUGCCCUGAUCGUCUUCCACAAAAAGGCCGAUGACAAAGACCAAUAUCUUGUGCCGCGUCUGUGUAGCCUCGCUUGA
Dibothriocephalus latus is the source of this 675-nucleotide messenger RNA. The record is from the annotation of a GenBank genome assembly. NCBI's taxonomy places the organism in Eukaryota, Metazoa, Platyhelminthes, Cestoda, Diphyllobothriidea, Diphyllobothriidae.